AUGGCAAGUCCCAACAACCACCGGUUUCUCCCAGCCCAGGAGCCUGGGCCCAUUUCAGGAGCACCCCACAUCCCCAGCAGCUCAGCAAACAGCACCCCACAUCCCCAGCAGCUCAGCUCAGCAAACAGCACAGGCAUGAUGAACCUCACAUGCCAGAGUUUCCAGUGUUCCGGGGAGCGAUGCUACCAUGACGAAGCUCAUGGGAACAACACAGAGACCUGCCACAACGCAACACACUGCGAGCUCUUCCGCCUCAACACGACCAGCUACACAGCCCGGUGCAGCAGUGAGUGUGGGGGAAUCAAUGGCACCGACAUGUGCAUGCAGAAUGGCACCAUCGGCAUGAACCUGUGUUCAAUGGAGUGCUGCAGCUCCCCAAACUGCCUGCUCCUCAAUGCUACAGCCUACGGUGACCUGCCGCCCACCACUACGCCGGCACCCACCACCACCACCACCAAAGCACCCCCCAAAAAUGGGAAAGUGUGCUCAAGUUUCACCUGCCAUGGAGAAGGAUGCUACAAGGGACAGAAGCACGCAGCCGGCUGCAUCGUGGGCUUUAAUUUUUGUGAGAUGAAGAAAACCGGCCCCCACUUUGUGGCUGGAUGCAGCAAAGUCUGCAAAACGGCCGGCCCGCCCUGCUCUGCGGGGUCCAAGGUGCCCUGCUACCAGGAGUGCUGCCCGGCGAUGCCCAAGACCAGCUGCCUGAAGCUGGAUGGCAAAGUGCACUUCAACGGGGCCAAGCAGGUGGCAGCCCUCACCCCCCUGCUCCAGCUGCUGUUGUGUGUGGCCGUCCUCAGCCUGAACUAUGCUCUCCUGUUCUCAGCCGGGCACAACUGAAGCUGAGCUGGCCUGUUCGGGUCCUUAGGUGGUGGCAAAAAAGCAACUCUCCCUUCUCUGUCUGUCUGUCUCUCUCUAUGCCUUGGGGAGUCCACUUGGUCUGGGCCUUUCUCAUAAGGCAUCCAGCAAAUGCCUCCCCCCCUCCCCUCCUUUUUCUUUCAGGGCCAAGUGAUUUAUGAACCUUUUGGCCAUGUGAGCUUGCAAUAAAGGGUGAUAUAUAAAUUGAAUAAAUAAUAACAAUAAUUUAGCUCAGACCUACAUAAUCAA
Molecule: messenger RNA, 1104 nt
Organism: Zootoca vivipara (common lizard)
Lineage: Eukaryota; Metazoa; Chordata; Lepidosauria; Squamata; Lacertidae
Source: RefSeq, a predicted model, not a curated record